CUGGGAGAGAUGAAGAUGUCGAUCCCGUUCUCCAGCACCACUCCGAGGCUGCCUCCCGGCUUCCGGAACCUGCUGGAGGGGCUGGUAAAGGAGGUGCUGCGGGUGCAGCCCCCCGACAUAGUGGGUUUUGCUGCUCAGCACUUCCAAACGCUGCUGGAGCAGAGAGAGGCCACCUCGGCUGACCCGGUGGUGUGGGGAGCCCAGCUGGAGGAGCUUCAAUCCCAUGCCUCUUCCCAGGAGCCAGAGGAGGACAAGGACAAGGAGAAGGGCAAGGAGGAGGCUGGUGGUGCUGCACCCACGGAGGGAGCCUGCACGAAGCUGGACGAGGACAUCCUGGAUAUCCCUUUGGACGAUCCCGAUGCCAACGCGGCGGCCGCCAAGAUCCAGGCCAGUUUCCGUGGCCAUAUGACCCGUAAGAAGAUCAAAGGGGGGGAGAUCGAUCGGAAAACCAAGGACGCCGAGUGCGCCAACAGCACCCGCGGCGGCGACCUCCGCAACGGCGACUAGGCUCCUCCCGCCGCCCCCGGACCCCCCCCUCCUCAGCCAACGUCGCCCGCCGAGGCCCCGGAGCCGCUUCUCGCCCCGUCCCCCGCAUGCGCCCGCCGGGGCCCCCCCGCAGCCCGGCCCCGCCCCCCCGGAGCCCCAGACCCCAAUAAAGGUUCCUGCGGA
Molecule: messenger RNA, 669 nt
Organism: Neopsephotus bourkii (Bourke's parrot)
Lineage: Eukaryota; Metazoa; Chordata; Aves; Psittaciformes; Psittacidae
Product: neurogranin
Exons: 5
Coding region: 10-507 (165 amino acids)
Biological process (GO): binding of sperm to zona pellucida
Cellular component (GO): membrane
Molecular function (GO): calmodulin binding
Source: RefSeq, a predicted model, not a curated record